Molecule: messenger RNA, 1821 nt
Organism: Acanthamoeba castellanii str. Neff
Lineage: Eukaryota; Discosea; Longamoebia; Acanthamoebidae
Exons: 13
Coding region: 1-1821 (606 amino acids)
Cellular component (GO): cytoplasm
Source: RefSeq, a predicted model, not a curated record
AUGGAGGUGGCUACGAAGGAGGCGAAGUCGGCUGGUGGCUGGCUGGAGGGGCGCACCAAGUUCAUCCUCCAAUACGCCCUCGAAACAUGGUACGAACCGCUGAAGGAGUACACGCCUCGCACGAUGUUCGUUACGCUGUCGCGACCCCAGCAAGCCGCCCUCUACGCGCUCUGCCUCCAACAGCCCAAGGAGUCGCCCGAAGCACCGACCGAUGAAGACUACGGCGCGCGCCUGGCUGCCACGAUGGCCUGCCUUGCGCCCGAGCAACGCGAGCUCGUGGAGGAGGUGGUGGCCGAGGUGGGCCGGGCCAUUGCCGAAUUCGGCGGCGAAGCCUUCGUCAAGCUCUCCACGCGCAGUCCCAAAGAUGCGGUGACCGGGUGUGUAAACAAGCGCAUGGAGGCGCAUCUCACCCGCGAGAUGGAGCGGAGCGACGGCACGCCCAACGGCGACUCGGUGGCCUUCGUCACGGCCUCGCGCCACGCCUUCCGCGUCACCUCCGGCGAGGAGGCCGUUGACCUGCUGGCGCAGAGCUCGCGCGUGAUGGAGGACCUCAUGAAGUUUCUCGACUUGCCCGAAGACCUGGGGCUGCCCUUCAACGUGAUCGUGCGGGAGUGGUCCGACAUGCGACCAGAGAUGGAGUUCCGGGUCUUUGUAAAGAACAAACAAAUCACCGCCAUCUCCCAAUACUGCUACUACCAGUACUUCCCGGAUCUGCCGGCGGCCAGAGAGAACAUACGACGUCAGAUAUUCGAACUGUGGGCACGCAUCGCACACCUCGUGCCCCAGUUCGGUGAUACGGGAGCAUGUCUGUUCACCUGGCGAGACCCGGACCGUGGCGGCCGCAACACCCGCGGCCCGGCCGCCCUCUUCAUCCUCCCCGCUACGGCGACCAACUUCACCAAUCUCUCCCCCUCUGCCCUGGCCAUCGUGUCCAACAGCAUCACCGAUGAGGAAGUCAACGUGACCUUCUCCUCCGCCGCCAUCGCAAGCCUCGCCGGCGGUGUGUGGGUCCAGGACUUCAACUUCACCUACUCCAACGCGCUCGACGUCGUCGACAGCCACGCCGCGUCGGCCCUCAUCUCGCUCCUGGUCGCCUCGGGCACCAAGCACUGCACGUCGGGCCUGUGUCUGCGCGACGUUCACGAGGCCUGGGCUCGCGGCGCCAUCGAACGCGGAGUUGAGGAGCGCGAGGCAGGCAAUGCGUUCUCGGACACGGCGUCGAACCCCGGCGGCGUGGUGCAGCAGCUGGUGGGCAACCUCGGCUGGGGUCAGUUCACGAUGAAGAAGCGACCCGACAACAGCAGCGCCAUCCUCUUUAAGGCGGCUACGGCGGUGGCGAAGACGGCGUUCAGCGACCUGGUCGCCCGCAAUGCGCGUAACGUGGACGGCCUCAUGCAGAAGAAGAACCUGCAGGGCCUGAUCGACCUGUCCUACGACCUCGACGUCACGCCGCUCCUGGCCAAGCUCCAGAAGUUUGCGCCCACCGAGGCCCUCACCAUCAUCUUCACCCAGGCCUUCAUCCAGUCCUUCCGAUUCGUCAUGCCCGAUGCUACGCUCAACCCGACUGGUGAGGUGCUUGAGGAGCUGGCGUGGAGGUACGAGCGCAUGUCUGUGUUCUACGACCCGGGCUUCAAGAGCACCCGCCAGGCCUUUGUGGGCGAGAACAACUACUACCCGACCAGGUCGGCGUCGCCCUCUCGUUCGCACACGCCAUCCCGCUCGCCAACCAGCUCGCCCACGAGCACUCCCUCGCCCACGACAUCGCCCACGAGCACUCCCUCGCCCUCGCCAUCGACCUCGAGCAUCUCGAGCACCUCUUGA